Messenger RNA from Acanthosepion pharaonis, 2817 nucleotides. NCBI's taxonomy places the organism in Eukaryota, Metazoa, Mollusca, Cephalopoda, Sepiida, Sepiidae. The record is from the annotation of a GenBank genome assembly.
AUGAGUGAUGUUCCUCUUAAUUUGCGGUUGAUUAACCAGGAAAAAGAUGGUAGUAUUUUGUUUACCUGGGAUGAGAAACAACCUGAAGAUGAUGUGCCAAGGACCUAUAUUGGAUUAUUCUGUCAUGAUUCAAAGAACCAUCAGAUUGUAUGGACCUUUAACCAAGUGGAAUAUGUUGCCAGUUGUUCCAUUAACCAGCACCAUACUCUUGUUGCCUUUACCAUUUUAAAUCAAAAUGAAGAAGGAUUGGAAGGAUAUGAUGUUUACACUGCCUUUUUGGCUGAGAUUCUGGAGCCAAAUCGUCUUUUCUCCUUGAAUAUUGAAAGGAUCAACUUUUUGAAGGUUCAGUUUCUUCACUUAACCACGGGACCAGGACAAGGCAAUGAAAUGCUGGAAAGAGAAGCAUAUAUGUUAGUCUUUCUUCACAAAGAAUCAAUUAGCUUGUAUCAUAUUCCUUUAGCAAGGGCUGGGGAAGAUGCAAUGGUAAUGAAACGACAGCCAGAAAAAGAACAACUGGCUGGUGAAUUUAUGUGGUGCUCUUGGGAUGUUCACCACCAACGUCUCCACUAUAUUUACCAUCAACACGAUGAAAAGGAUGUGAACUAUAGGAAUUGCCAUACCAUUUUGUCAACAUUGCAAUUUGGGUUCAAUGGCAAAUAUGACAGCAUGGUUGAUGUUCCACUCAAUUUCCCUUUUCCAUUUGAUUCCAAAACCAGUUUUCCUAGCUAUAUUGAUAUUCCACUUUGUUCUGUCAUCCCAGAUCGCUCACUGAACAUUGAAGUGAUAACACAUUCCAAUGGUACUUUUUGUGUGUGCUACCAGCCAACAUUAUCCGUGGAAAAAUUUUCCCCGCGAAGAUUUGCUAAGAAAGAAGAUGAAGCAUUUGAUGUUGUCUAUUUCGUCUGCAUGGUUCACCAUGUCCAUACUCUCCAGGGAACGGUUUUCAAGGUUCCUUAUGAAGCCACAUAUCGUAGACUAAUUUUCACUUGGUACAAUGGCUAUCUUGUGGUCUGCCUUCCAGGAUUUUUCACUCAUAUGCUGAAUGCCAGUAUUGAGUAUGAACCAUGCAAUCACAUUUUAUUACAUGAAGAAUCUUUGAUUGGUGAGGUUUGCCCAGUUAUUUCCUCAAAGAGCACGAAUAUGAUAUCAGAAAUUGAAGUUCAGGAAUCGCCAUCAGUUCCUCUUUUGAAGGAAGAUGAGCUCUCCCUUUUACAUUCAAACAAUAAAAAACUCCAACUAAUGAGUCACUACUGCAAAGGAAUGUGUAUAUCUGGUUGGACACUUUAUGAUCGGAAGAAGCAGUUACUGUACAAAGUGAAACUGAACAAAGAAAAACUUGUGGAUCUUUUCAGUAGUUGCUAUUUGUCCACAACAAGAAUGGCCAUUUUUCAUUAUGCUAUCUUGCAUGAAAGAGACUACAAUGUCACCAAGAAGAUAUUUGAAUCUCUCAGCAAUGACUGUGCUAGUCCAGAAGUGCAAGAAAUUUUUGCAGAAUUUCUUGUCAGUACGACUUAUUUGAAUAUGCGCAGAAGAGUUUCUAAGAAUAUUCUUUUGUUGGUACCAUUUACAACGUCAGACACGUUUAGAGGACAAUAUGAAAAAAAUGAAGCUACAGAAAUUUUGGCCAAAAUCCAGUAUCAUGUUCUUCCAAGCAUUAAGAUUGGUAAGAAAACAGCCAAAGAUCGCCUUGGACGUUUGCAUUUUGAAGACUUGUGGGACACUCUUCGACAACAUUUACGACAGAACCAAUUGAUGCAGCUGCAAUUUCCUAGAUUUUCUGCUUCAGAAAUCAUUCAGCAUAAAGUAUCUCUUCUUCUCACUACUACUCAGAAUAUUGAACAUUCUACAUGGCACUUUGUUGAUGGGGAGUCAUUUCUAAACAAACUUGGCCGUAGUCACAGUUACACCCAUGAUGUCAGUUCAUCGGAAUCUGAUGCUGAACUAGGCAAGGCCUCAACACCAGAACCAAUUCUUGGUUCUCUGCCUUCCUUUUUAAGGAGCAUGCAACUGACCCGAGAGUUCAGGAUGCUAAUGCAGUUGGUGAAAGAUACUUUCACAGAAUUUCUAAUAAAGUUUCUGAAAUGUGAACCUCAAGUAAAGUUAGAGAACAUUGCCAAAGAAUAUGUGGCUAGUCAGUUGCACCAAGCACGUCAAUUGUGCCACAUGGUUUGGAGCAUUAAAAAACCAGAGGAAAACCAAUCACUAACCCAACCUGCCAGUCAGGAUGAAUAUGAAUUAUUUCAACUUUUUGAACGCAUCUUAAUGGCCCUAAAAGAACAAGCAUUCCCAAUAACUGAAGGAUUUUGCACAUAUUUUACUAUACUUGCAUUUCGCUGCCUUCCCCAGAGCCAAUUUCUUCAUUAUGUUGACAGUGGAGUGUUGGUUAUGACAGAAGUUUUUGUAAGCCAACUAUUGCAAGCUUUUGAUGGAGAAGAACAUGUAAGCUUGAAAUACCAGAUUAUCACCAGACUUCCUGAGAAAUUGGUACUCUCUUGCUGUCAAAAAUGGAACCAUCCCUACGCCAUCACUUUUUUCACAAUGCACAAUGUUCAGGAGAUGUUGCUCAGUCAAUCAAUGGAAUGGGGACUUCCUGCGGAGGAUCAUAUCUAUUUUACAAAUAGCCAAAAUUCAGAAGAAAGCAAACAAGUCAAAAAGCACCCGUUCUACCCACUUUCAGCUUUUAUGGAACAUCUUAAUGAAAAAAAUCACAGUGAGCAAGAAGGUGUUGAAUUGCCAGGAGGCAGACAACUUCAGGACACAGCACUUUGUCACACUUAUCAUGAGACUGACUGUGACCUUGGAGUAGUAAACUUUUAA